This is a messenger RNA of Formica exsecta, 3403 nucleotides long. Its product is annotated as nascent polypeptide-associated complex subunit alpha, muscle-specific form-like. The record is from RefSeq and is a predicted model, not a curated record. The transcript has 8 exons. The coding region runs from base 421 to 2430 and encodes 669 amino acids. NCBI's taxonomy places the organism in Eukaryota, Metazoa, Arthropoda, Insecta, Hymenoptera, Formicidae.
CUCCGAGCCGUGAGUGGGGUAAGUUGCGCCGCGCGUCGGCUCGUCUGGCCCUUCUCACUGAACGAAGCAUACACACAACGCCGCUCCGCGUGCAUCCAUUUCAUUCUUAUCGCCGCCGAUAACGAGAAACGCAAUUCGUACAACGAUACGAUCGACGACGCGACGCGCUCGCGUAAAAAGCGCUCGCGAGGACAGGGACGCGGGUGAAUGAAUGGUGAUCGCGUUUUCAAUCGCGAUCUUUUUUUCUCCGGUCGGUUUCCGCUUUUAUUUCUUUCGCGACGAGUAGAAAGAGACAGGAUCUCGCUCAGAUUUAUGACGAGCGAGGAAGGAAGCGGUACCGGUGGUAGAAACGCGGGUCGCGUGUGAACGCGGGCGGAAAGUGAACUUCGUCAUGUCGAGGAAUAAGAGAAUGUCACCGUGAUGUUACACCGAAGCUCUUCGUCGCGGCGCCGGCGAGCGUCGCCAGGCAUGGCAAACUCGAGCCAGCCGGCAGGGGUGUCUUCGAUGCGAGGUCGACGAGCGAGCGUCGCCACCGAAAAGCCCCUCAUCUUGCCGCCAAGCAGCCCCGGCGAAACGAUGGAAAGACAGAGAUCGCCGAGGGGUAGCAUGGUCCCAAAUAUCGCUCUGGAUACCGAGGGCCACUCUGACGAGGGAGUCAGUCGCAGACUUUUGCCAGAUCCCGAACAGUACGGCACCGGUCGCAACUCCCUGGCGCCCGAGGCAAGCCGCAGUCCGCGAAAUUCUCUGAUACCUGACGAUUACUGCAGAAGCCCGCGGGGCUCUCUGAUACCGGAUUCCAACAGGAGCCCGCGAAACAGUCUAGUGCCCGAUGCGGCGCGUUCACCGCGAUGUAGCCUCACACCCGAGGUAACGUUAAGUCCGCGUCACUCCCUGGUGCCGGACUCGGCGCUCAGUCCCAGGAACUCGCUUGUGCCGGACGUGGCUUACAACCGGAGUCCGCGAAACAGCAUAGCGGUCGGUGCGUCUAGAAUUUCUUUGCUGCCCGAGAACGGUAGCGCGAUCACAGCCACUUCCCGUAGCCCCAGGCACUCGUUGGUACCAGACUCGACGAGAAGUCCCCGCGGCAGCAUGGCGAACCUGGAUUUCGACCGGAGUCCGCGCGGCUCGUUCUGUCCGGACGUGCACAGAACACCCAGGGGUAGUAUCACCCCCAUCGAGGUCGCAGACAGGAGUCCCCGCGGUUCGAUAGCCUCCGAGUGCCUGAACCAGAGCCCUCGCGGCUCGAUCGCGCCCGAUCCCAACAGAUCGCCCAGAGGAUCGAUAGCGCCGGAUCCCGCGAAUCGGUCCCCGCGCGGAUCGAUAUGUCCGGAGAGUAACAGAAGCCCGAGAGGAUCGGUCGGGCCGCACGAUCAGACGAAUCGAUCGCCGCGUGGCAGUAUAGGCGUGAACGACGCCGAGAGGCACUCGAGGGGUUCUGUCGGAGGUAUCGACGACGAGAAUAGAAGUCCCAGAGGAAGCAUUGGGCCUGAAGGGAUCGAUAGAAGUCCUAGGGGAAGCCUCGGUGGACAUCAAGAUAGAAGAGCGCCACGGGGCAGUCUAGCUUUGCAAGAUCCUAGAAGAGCUUCCGCAGAUCAGGGGAGCACGAGAAACCGGAGUUCCUCGCCUUAUCGCCAAAGAGAAGUGAGCUCGGGAAGUGUCAGAUCGGGCGGAAGCGGAGGCGCACAGGUCAAUCUGGGAUAUGGGACAAACACCUGGGCCGAUUCUAGGCGAGCCAGCAGCUCCGUUUCGCAGCUUUCAGGCGACGAGUCACGUCGACUUUGCGCCAGCGGCGCGAAGGUACCUGAAAAGGGCAACACGGAAACCGCAAAUCUUGGUGUGGCGACAUACGGCUCGGUCGUAUUCCAAUUAAAGGACGCCCAUCUCGAGGCAAACGGUAUCUGCGAUUUCGUCUUUCGCGCCUUGAGAGUUAUCAGCAAGACAAUGACGUUCACCAUAUGUCUCACCUGUCUGUCCACUGUGCCUAUCUUGAUGUUCAUUUUUGGUGUGCAGUUCAUUAGGGAUUGUCCGAAAGAGCCAUACAUCCCUGUCUACAUGCUGAUCGGAGGAGUUCUGGGCGCCGUGCGCAUGUUAUGGGCGCUUUAUUCGCAGAUACGUUCCCGCAGGCCGGAAGUCCUGUCCGUUCCCGCAACCACACCAUACGUCUCACCUACGAAAUUACUCUCCAUAGUCCUAUCGUGCUUCCUGGUCGCAUGGUUCGUGUUAGGACAUUAUUGGAUACUGCAUAUAAUGUGGCCGGAAUACAAAUUUUCGUUGUACACGCCCAAUCAAUGGUGUCACAAAACGCUCUAUAUUUUUUCUUUGGUUCAUCUGUGCGUGGUGUAUGCGAUUUUAUUUGUAAUACUAAUAAUAGCGAUCGGUCUGGCUUUCUGCAGAAUUCUGGAAUGCCCUUUACCAGAAAGAUACAAAUAACCACGGCGAUCCGUUCGCCAGAAUAAAAUCCGUGAGAAGAAGAAAAAGACGGCCGGCGGCAGGGGCGGUGGCUGGCGUCUAGACAGACAAAAGGUCUUGGAGGACCUGCAGGAGGAGGAGGACGACGACGAUGACGAGCGGAGCGACCACGGGGAGGAUUACGGUGACAAGAUCGUGCAGGAAGUGAAGUACUGCAGCAAAGUGCAGUUUCGCGCGCCAGAUAUCAUCGAGCUAUGAUGAAAAGCGAUGAUAUAACAGAAGAAACGCGAAGACGCGUCUCGCUGCCGGUGGCGAAAAAACUCGGGAGAAAGAGGCUCGUAACCUUAAGUUUGCCACGAUAACGAGGAGGAGACGUUGGCCGCGGGGGCAGCAUUUGCAACAGGAAGCUCUUUGGGAUGAGAAGAGAAACGUAUAACGAGGUCACGAAAGGCAAGGUAUCGUCGGAGAUCGAUGAUGGUGUAUCUUUUGUGAAUAAUCAAAGUCUCGACACUGGCACGUACGAGAGACUCCGGGAUAGAGUCUUCGCAUUUUCCGCAGUGACGAUUUACGUGACGGAAACGUAUCGGCGGGGAUCCGAAUCGAUCGCAAAGGAAUUAGUCGUUUGACGAAGGUAAUGGAAUCUAUGGAAGCAUGUAAUUCGAAUGUGACUCGACUCGUUUAUCCCAAUUAAUUUGUGGAAUGUGAUGUGGAAGAAAAGAUAGUAUGAUUGAUAUUUUUUGUAACAACAUUGUGUGUGGAACAAUACUAAAUGCAUGGUGAUAUAAUUUUUAGCAACGAUUAUUUUUCAAAAUGUAUUAAAGUUUUAAUAUCAUAUUCAAUCAUCUUUAAUCUCAAUUUUGAGUAAAUCGACGUGGAAAGUUCAUGGUUUUUCGACUCAAUCGUAUUCAUAGCAGAAAAAGGAAACGGAAUGAAAUUUUCAUUGGCGAAAGAAGAUUAUCCAAAAAUCUUCCUGUAAGAAUAAUAUGGAGCACGU